AUGACUGGCCGUGGUAAGGGAGGAAAAGGAUUGGGAAAAGGAGGAGCCAAGCGCCAUCGUAAAGUUCUUCGUGAUAACAUCCAAGGUAUCACUAAGCCAGCCAUUCGUCGUCUGGCCCGUCGUGGUGGAGUCAAACGUAUCUCUGGAUUGAUCUACGAAGAGACCCGUGGUGUGCUCAAAGUUUUCCUUGAAAACGUCAUCCGUGACGCUGUCACUUACACAGAGCACGCUAAACGUAAGACUGUCACAGCCAUGGAUGUAGUCUACGCAUUGAAACGUCAGGGCCGUACUCUCUACGGUUUCGGAGGACUGCCGAGGAUUGUUUCCUUUAUUGAGACUCAUGGAGUUGGGUUAAAGAUUUUGAAAAUUCCCCGUAGACAGCGCAUCAAUCAAAGGACCAAGAUAUUUGAAAAUGAAAUAUGUUGGGUACUUCUCGCCCUCAAUGCCUAA
Cotesia congregata is the source of this 450-nucleotide messenger RNA. The record is from the annotation of a GenBank genome assembly. Lineage: Eukaryota; Metazoa; Arthropoda; Insecta; Hymenoptera; Braconidae.